This is a messenger RNA of Coregonus sp. 'balchen', 18617 nucleotides long. The record is from the annotation of a GenBank genome assembly. NCBI's taxonomy places the organism in Eukaryota, Metazoa, Chordata, Actinopteri, Salmoniformes, Salmonidae.
AUGUCCAAUUUGAAAUUGGACUUCUAUAUUGGUGGAGUAAGACUACAUUUAUGUUAAGCACAGGCCUGGAUGUGACAUCCAAAAGCCCAUUUUGCCAGCCAUUUCCACAUCUACUUAAUGUUUAAAAAAUGGCUCUAAAAGCCCUAACUCUGGUUUGCUUUGGAAAGGAGGUUCAAGCCUCAAUAAAAAACCAGUGUUAAAAAAUGCAGUGACGAUAGGUUUCUUUUCGCUUUGAACCACAGAGUGAAGCCUGUUACAUCAAAGCAGCAUUUCCACAAAUCCUGGAGCUUCUGAACACACACUUCAAGUAUGUCAGAAAAUCGGACAAUGGGCGCUAUGUCAAAGCCCUGAAAAAGGUCAUAUAUGACCUCUACUCCCAAAACUGUAUACCUGAAAUCAACGAGGAGAUUGAGGUGAGUGCUACUUACUUAUGAGCUUUGCUACUCUAGUCCAGGAACAGUCUCUUCCAAAGGUGUGUUGGAUUGUGCCAAGGCGAAGAAGUGCCAGAAUUAAACUUCUAUUGAUGGAAGCAUAAAUAACCUCUCAGAAAUAAACAAAGUUAAGCAGGGCUUGGGAGGUUGGAACAUGCAGUGGCAGCCUUAUUAAACGGGACCAUUUUAAAAGUACCCAAUAAUGGUAAACUAUUUUGAUGCAUUCAGUGAAUUAGCAUUCCACUGGGAAUCCUCCACACACUGUAGUUUAUGGACUACAUAAGCAUUUGUCCUCAUUUCUAAUAGGACACGGUAACUGUAAACACAUUGAUAAUUACAAUAUGGCUUGUUACUUUGAUAUAUGUUCUCUAAAUAUGUUAAGCUGUUCAGUGGUCAUGGUCGUUAAAUAGAUAAAAUAGAUAGGAUAAAGAUACCAUCAAUUGAACUUAAAUUGAAGUUACAGAAAUACGACAAAGAAAGUCACCAUGUGUUCAAUUCUAAAUGUUCAAUUUAGAAUACAAUUCUUUCUUCAAGGAGACUGCCACCUCAGAUAUGGCAGGUUAAUAGAAUAUGUUUGAGAUUACGCCAAAAAUGUGAUCUGAAUUACGUUGGGCAGGGCAGACUCCAGGAGAUGGUUAUGCACUGCACAGCACCCACCGUGCAUAACAUUUACACUGCAGACAACAAAAAGCCAGUAAGUCUGGGCUAAUCAUCUUCUGUCUAUAUUAGAUUAGUGUCAGAUUAAUGUCAGAGAUGGGACUGGUGCCCCAGUAUGUUUCUGGGUACCCUGUGACGCUGGUAUAGGUAAUGGUCCCUCUUCAAUAGACCUUUGUCUCUUAAAUGGUUUUGUUUUUUUCAUUAGUCCACUGUUAAUACAGUCCCAGAAAUGUUUUUCAUGUCAGCAGUCAAGUUAAGAUAUUGGACUUUCAAGUGUCACUUGCCACAUCAUCAUGAUGAUGCAAAAUGCAUCAUAUGAUGUAAAACACAUCAUGACGAUGUGGCAAGUGACACUUUGCUUCUUGAAAAUCCUAUGUCUUGAAAAUUGGACUGCUGGCAGGCGAAGCGAGAGGAUUUACUCUGCCUAAAAUCUGUCCAAGAAAAUAAAACCACAAAGUGAAUAAUUUUGUAUGGAGGUCAAUUAGUGUUGAAUUUGGUCAACAACUAAAUUUACAAGUUAGGUUGUUACGAAUGCACUGAUAUAAGUGUCAUUUCGGCAACUUAACAAAAUACAACUUUAUAUCGGAGUUGGGCCUGUUUUCACACACUCAUCUGCCCUCUCAUUGGAUAGAAUUGUCCCACCAAAUCUCGCCUCCCCCGCUUGCCUUCCAUGUAUUUCCAUAAGAGUGGUCACUUGACUAUCUUGUCAAUAUAAUGGAUAAUCUUUGCUGCUGACAUGCCAAACAUUUUGGAACUGUAUCAACAGUGGACCAAAGGAAAAAAUGCCAAAAGAUAGUUUUUGAGUUAACUUUUCCUUUAUUAAGGAAACCCCUUGUCCAACAUCUUCACUGUGAAGUUUGGGCUAGCUACAGUAAAUGUGAAUGGCUCUCGACUUUUUACUACCCUCAGACUGAAAGGGCAAGGGAGGCUUCCACAGACAGACCAGCAGGGAGAGGAGCAGCAGGCUCACCCCACGGUCCCGUCACUGUUGCUGGGCCCAAGCUGGUCACACCUGUCCCUUUCAAAUAUUAAAUUAACCCCUAUACAAAACAAAUUCCUUGACCCAAUCAGAGUCAAUCAGAGUAUAAUUUCUCAGUUGAUUUCCUGCAAUCCAAAAAAUAUUUUGAAAUACUUUUAGAGAUCUUUACAAAACCCUUUCAAACGUUUAAAUACUCUAAGACUUAAGCCAAGAUUUCAUGUUGUGAGAAUACUGUAUAUAAUGAUCUACAAUAGCCUGCUUCUCUGGCAGCCCUUCACAGAGAUCUGAGUUUUCAUCAUUAGAAAAAUUCAUUACGCAUGAGGUAUUAUUCAAUAAGUGCCAUUGAAAACCACUUGAAAGUGUUUCAGGAUGUUUUGAAUUGUUAGUAGGGAAUUAAUGUGACCUGUUCUGUCUCCUCUCUCCCUCUCUCCUUUUGUCCGUGUCAAAGGACAACCCAGUGAAGUUUGUCAAAAUGCAAAGCACCUCGCCCAGAGAGGCUCUGACGAAAGCCCGGGGGGUCAUUGAGAUGUACUUAACCCUGUUGAACAAGAGCAACGGGCCCAUCGACUGGAACUGCGAGGAAGAGUACGCCGAGGAUUACCUAGAAUCCACCACCCCCACCACAGGUAGCAGGAGAUAUACAAUAAUUAUGAUAAUAUCCAUUAAAAGAGAUAGUUAGUCAUUUUGUAGAGUUUUACUGGUGGUUUCAGUGUCACGCCCUGACUCAGGGGACGCUUAUAUGUUGAGUCAGGGUGUGUAUAUUCCUUGUUGUGCUUGUUCUAUGUAUGAGGAUCUAGUAUGUCUAGUUCUAUGUUGGCCGGUGUGGUUCCCAAUCAGAGGCAGCUGUCGCUCGUUGUCUCUGAUUGGGGACCAUACUUAAGCAGCCUAUUGGCACUGUCUAGUUGUGGGAUCUUGUUCCGUGUAAGGUUUGUUGUUCUGUACUACCUUGGACUUCACGUUUCGUUUCCUUUGUUGUUUUGUCGUGUUGUUUAUUACGUUAAUAAACAUGUACGCAUAUCAUACUGCGCCUUGGUCUGUGAAGAUCCCACCAAACGAGGUCCAAGCAGCGUGCCCAGGCGGAGCGAAUAGCCAUGUCACAGGUGGGAAAAUUGUGGUCAUGGGAAGAGAUAUUUGCGGGGAGAGGACCAUGGGCUAAGGUAGAUGCACAGGCAGGAGAGGUGCAACGGCAACACGGGGGAGGCCGGUCGAGGAGGAAGCCCGAGAAGCAGCCCCAAUAAAAAAAAAUUUGGGGGCACACAGGGUGGUUGGCGGAGCCUAGUGUCAGAGCAGAGCCAACUCCCCGUACUCACGCGAGGAAGCGUAUGACUGGGCAGGCUCCGUGUUAUGCGGAGCUACGUACUGUGUCGCCAGUGCGCAGGCACAGUCCUGUACGUCCUGUGCUUGCACCACGCACGUGCCGUGCGAAGAUGGGCAUCCAGCCAGGACGGGGUGUGUCGGCUCAACGCUCCUGGUCUCCAGUACGCUUCCUCGGUCCCACAUAUCCUGCGCCAGUUCUACGAACUGUAUCGCCAGUGCGCGUGCACAGCCCAGUGCGUCCUGUGCUGAUACCUCAAACAUACUGUGCGGAAGUAGGCAUUGAGCCAGGACGGGUUGUGCCAGCUCUCCGCUCCAGACCUCCAGUCCGCCUCCACAGUCCGGCCCGGCCUGUUCCUGCUCCUGGCACCAAGCCAGUGGUGCGCGUCGCCAGCCCGGCCCGGCCUGUUCCUGCUCCUCGCACCAAGCCAGUGGUGCGCGUCGCCAGUCCGGCCCGGCCCGUUCCUGCUCCUCGCACCAAGCCAGUGGUGCGCGUCACCAGUCCGGCCCGGCCCGUUCCUGCUCCUCGCACCAAGCCAGUGGUGCGCGUCGCCAGUCCGGCCCGGCCCGUUCCUGCUCCUCGCACCAAGCCAGUGGUGCGCGUCGCCAGCCCGGCCCGGCCCGUUCCUGCUCCUCGCACCAAGGAAGUGGUGCGCGUCGCCAGCCCGGCCCUGUCCGUUCCUGCUCCUCGCACCAAGGCAGUGGUGCGCAUCGCCAGCCCGGCCUGGCCCGUUCCUGCUCCUCGCACCAAGCCAGUGGUGAACGUCGCCAGUCCGGCCCCGCCUGUUCCUGCUCCUCGCACCAAGCCAGUGGUGUGCGUCGCCAGUCCGGUCCGGCCUGUUCCUGCUCCUCGCACCAAGCCAGUGGUGCGCGUCGCCAGUCCGGCCCGGCCCGUUCCUGCUCCUCGCACCAGAACAGUGGUGCGCGUCGCCAGUCUGGCCCGGCCUGUUCCUGCUCCUCGCACCAAGCCAGUGGUGCGUGUCGCCAGUCCGGCCCGGCCCGUUCCUGCCCCUCGCACCAAGACAGUGGUGCGUGUUCCUAGUCCGGUCCAGCCCGUGCCUGCUCCUCGCACCAGACCAGUGGUGCGUUUCUCCAGUCCGGCGCGGCCCGUUCCACCGGUGCCUGGUCCGGUGCCUGAUCCAGUUCCGGUCAGCCGUUCCACUCCGGAGCCAGAGCAGUCCGCUCCACCGGUGCCUGAUCCAGCUCCGGUCAGCGGCUCCACUCCGGAGCCAAAGCAGUCCGCUCCACCGGUGCCUAGUCCGGCUCCGGUCAGUGGCUCCAGUCCAGACCAUGACGUCAGCCCCUCUCCAGGUUCGGGGUCUCCCACACCAGGGUCCAGACAGGGCCUGGCGUAUCGUGGGAGGAAGGAGAGGGGAAGCAACGCGCCGAGGUCUAGACCAGACCAGGGGCGCAACAGGGAGGCGGAGAAUGAGAGGUCGUCACGCCCCGAGCCGGAUCUGCCUCCGAGGCGAAAUGCCCACCCGGCCCCUACCCUGUUAUGUUUAUGUUGUGCGGUCGGAGUCCGCACCUUUGGGGGGGGGUACUGUCACGCCCUGACUCAGGGGACGCUUACAGUGGGGGGAAAAAGUAUUUAGUCAGCCACCAAUUGUGCAAGUUCUCCCACUUAAAAAUAUGAGAGAGGCCUGUAAUUUUCAUCAUAGGUACACGUCAACUAUGACAGACAAAUUGAGAAACAAAAAUCCAGAAAAUCACAUUGUAAGAUUUUUUAUGAAUUUAUUUGCAAAUUAUGGUGGAAAAUAAGUAUUUGGUCACCUACAAACAAGCAAUAUUUCUGGCUCUCACAGACCUGUAACUUGUUCUUUAAGAGGCUCCUCUGUCCUCCACUCGUUACCUGUAUGUGAUUUUCAGGAUUUUUCUUUCUCAAUUUGUCGGUCAUAGUUGACGUGUACCUAUGAUGAAAAUUACAGGCCUCUCUCAUCUUUUUAAGUGGGAGAACUUGCACAAUUGGUGGCUGACUAAAUACUUUUUUCCCCACUGUAUAUGUUGAGUCAGGGUGUGUAUAUUCAUUGUUGUGCUUGUUCUAUGUAUGAGGAUCUAGUAUGUCUAGUUCUAUGUUGGCCGGUGUGGUUCCCAAUCAGAGGCAGCUGUCACUCGUUGUCUCUGAUUGGGGCCAAUACUUAAGCAGCCUAUUGGCACUGUCUAGUUGUGGGAUCUUGUUCCGUGUAAGGUUUGUUGUUCUGUACUACCUUGGACUUCACGUUUCGUUUCCUUUGCAGGUUUGUCGUGUUUUUUAUUACGUUAAUAAACAUGUACGCAUAUCACACUGCGCCUUGGUCUGACCCGUCAUUAAACGAACGUGACAUUCAGUCUCCCAUAACUACCACAGACUUUAUUGAUUGUUAUUGCUGUUUGUCUCCCGUAGUGGAAUCUUUUAUGAGCAUAGGCUGGAAGGAUCAUCUUUCAUUUGGAUGUGUUAGCUUCCAUGUUAUAAGGAAAAUAACAUUAUAUCCCAUAUAAAAACUAGUCAAUACCUAAAUUACCACCAGAAAAUCUGGAAAACACACACCUAAACAAUGCCUAUUUUUACAAAUCCAGCAAUGCUCCUGGAAAUGAUUAAGAGUUUCUGUGGCUUGCGAAAGGAUUCACCCCCCCCCCCCCCCCCCCCCCCCCCCCCCCCCCCCCCCCCCCCUUGGCAUUUUAUCUAUUUUGUUGCCUUACAACCUGGAAUUAAAAUUGAUUUUUGGGGGGUUUGUAUAUCUGAUUUACACAACAUGCCUAACACUUUGAAGAUGCAAAAUAUGUUUUCUUGUGAACAAACAAGAAAUAAUACAACAAAAAAACAGAAAACUUGAGCGUGCAUAACUAUUCACCCCCCCAAAGUCAAUACUUUGUAGAGCCACCUUUUGCAGCAAUUACAGAUGCAAGUCUCUUGGGGUAUGUCUCUAUAAGCUUGGCACAUCUAGCCACUAUGAUUUUUUCCCAUUCUUCAAGGUAAAACUGCUACAGCUCCUUCAAGUUGGAUGGGUUCUGCUGGUAUACAGCAAUCUUUAAGUCAUACCACAAUUCUCAAUUGGAUUGAGGUCUGGGCUUUGACUAGGCCAUUCCAAAACAUUUAAAUGUUUCCCCUUAAACCACUCAAGUGUUGCUUUAGCAGUAUGCUUAGGGUCAUUGUUCUGCUGGAAGCUGAACCUCCGUCCCAGUAUCAAAUCUCUGGAAGACUGAAACAGGUUUCCCUCAAGAAUUUCCCUGUAUUUAGCGCCAUCCAUCAUUAAUUCAAUUCUGACCAGUUUCCCAGUCCCUGCCGAUGAAAAACAUCCCCACAGCAUGAUGCUGCCACCACCAUGCUUCACUGUGGGGAUGGUGUUCUCGGGGUGAUGAGAGGAGUUGGGUUUGCGCCAGACAUAGCGUUUUCCUUGAUGUCCAAAAAGCUCAAUUUUAGUCACAUCUGACCAGAGUACCUUCUUCCAUAUGUUUGGGGAGUCUCCCACAUGCCUUUUGGCGAACACCGAACGUGUUUGCUUAUUUCUUUCUUUAAGCAAUGGCUUUUUUCUGGCCACUCUUCCAUAAAGCCCAGCUCUGUGGAGUGUACGGCUUAAAGUGGUCCUAUGGACAGAUACUCCAAUCUCCGCUGUGGAGCUUUGCAGCUCCUUCAGGGUUAUCUUUGGUCUCUUUGUUGACUCUCUGAUUAAUUCCCUCCUUGCCUGGUCCGUGAGUUUUGGCAGGUUUGUUGUGGUGCCAUAUUAUUUCCAUUUUUAAAUAAUGGAUUUAAUGGUGCUCCGUGGGAUGUUAAAAGUUUCAGAUAUUUUUUUCAUUUCACUUGACUAUUUUGUGUAUGUCCAUUACAUGAAAUCCAAAUAAAAAUCAACUUAAUUUACAGGUUGUAAUGCAGCAAAUUAGGAAAAACACCGAGUGGGAUGAAUACUUUUGCAAGGCACUGUAUAUGUUUACUUUGCUGUUUCGCAACCAAACAUCUGGCCACCCAUGAUUACUCCAAGCUGUUUUCAGACUGUUCUCUUAGUCUUAUUUACCCUAACCAUUCCCAUGUUACAUGUCCCUCUCCUCUGCCCUAGCUGAACCUGAACACAAGUGUGCAUGUCCAACAGUGGGUCUGGUGACCCCUGAUGUCUCCCUGGUGUCCCACAGCGUAUGGAGCAGUCCCCCACAGCCCACCCUCUCCCAACUCAACACGAUUGUGCCUCCCAGGCCGACUCACCUACCCCUGGGUACCAAGAGCGCUGAGCCCCAGGUGUUCCUUGCAAGUUCUGGUACCGUAAGACCUCCCUUCCCCGAUGGACGUUCACUUGAAGGGGGCAGAGAGGGGGAGAUACACUGGGACUUUCGUCCACCUUCACCCAAUGGAACUGAGUCAGAUUCUGCACUCUACCACACAGUUGCAAACCCCCAUUCUGCCACGAACGACGCUUCCACAUCUUCCCCUCCCAGUCUGAUUCUCCUGGGGACCGUUGGCUCCCAUGACGAGACUUUUUACUACCCCCAGACUGAGAAGACAAGAGAGGCUUCCACAGACAGAUCAGCAGGGAGAGGAGCAGCAGGCUCACCCCACAGUCCCGUCGCUGUUGCUGGGGCCAAGCUGGUUACACCUGUCCCUUUCCUGUACAAGGUUAUUGGCAUCACCCCCAGUAGUGAUGAGAGCACUGCCUAUGUGUUGGCCAAGAGGUCGCUGGACGCCAGGAACUAUGGAAUACUUCAGGAUGGGGUUUCAACAGAGACCCCUCAACUAGAGGACACUAGAGAAAAAUAUCCAGGCACAGAGAGAUAUUUACAUGACUGGAACCCUCCGAUUGAAAGCACUACGACCGAAGCAUUUCCACAUUUGAAGACGACAGCGGAGGAGCCAGACAAACUACACACCACUACAGAGGUACUGGACCAAGUAACGAAGACUGAGCCAAACCAUAGCAGGACAUCCUAUGAGGAUGUCUUCAGCACAGGUAAAGCAAAGAACCCUGUUUGAUCUACUUUGUGUCCUCCUACUGAUUCAAACUACACAAAUUCACUUUCAUAGAGAUUUGCUUAGCACUUUAUUUUACUGUACUGUUUCCACUAGUCUUUUUUUAAACAUGUAUUUAUCCCCUUAUUUUAAGAACUAAGCUACCUCCACACAGUAAAUUAGGAAAGUAUUCAGACCCCUUGACUUUUUCCAAAUGUUGUUACAUUAGUCUAAUUCUAAAAUGGAUUGAAUUGUUUUUUCCCCCUCAUCAAUCUACGCACAAUACACCAUAAUUACAAAGCAAAAACAGGGUUUAAUAAAUGUUAGCAAAUUUAUGAGUAAAACAAAACAGUCAAAAGUUUGGACACACUCAUUCAAGGGUUUUUCUUUAUUUUGUUACAUUGUAUAAUAAUAGUCAAGACAUCAAAACUAUGAAAUUACACACAUGGAGUCAUUUAGUAACCAAAAAGUGUUAAACAAAUUCUUCAAAUAGCCACCUUUUGCCUUGAUGACAGCUUUGCACACUCUUGGCAUUUUCUCAACCAGCUCCAUGAGGUAGUCACCUGGAAUGCAUUUCAAUUAACAGGUGUGCAUUGUUAAAAGAUAAUUUGUGGAAUUUAUUUCCUUCUUAAUGCGUUUUAGCCAAUCAGUUGUGUUGUGUCAGGGUAGGGGUUAUACAGAAGAUAGCCCUAUUUGGUAAAAGACCAAGUCCAUAUUAUGACAAGAACAGCUCAAAUAAGCAAAGAGAAAAGACAGUCCAUCAUUACUUUAAGACAUGAAGGUCAGUCAAUACGGAAACAUUUCAAAAACUGGUUCUCAUGAGGACCACCACAGGAAUGGAAGACCCAGAGUUACCUCUUCUGCAGGGGAUAAGUUCAUUAGAGUUACCAGCCUCAGAAAUUGCAGCCCAAAUAAAUACUUCACAGAGUUCAAGUAACAGACACAUAUCAACAUCAACUGUUCAGAGGGGACUGUGUGAAUCAGGCCUUCAUGGUCGAAUUGCUGCUAACAAACCACUACUAAGGGACACCAAUAAGAAGAAGAGACCUACUUUGGGCCAAGAAACACGAGCAAUGGACAUUAGACAGGUGGAAAUUUGUCCUUUGGUCUGGAGUCCAAAUUGGAGAUUUUUGGUUCAAACCGCCGUGUCUUUGUGAGACAUGGUGUAGGUGAACGGAUGAUCUCUGCAUGUGUAGUUCCCACCGUAAAGCAUGGAGGAGGUGUUAUGGUGUGGGGGUGCUUUGCUGGUGACAUUGUCUGAGAUUUAUUUAGAAUUCAAGGCACACUUAACCAGCAUGGCUACCAAAGCGAUACGUCAUCCUGUCUGGUUUGGGCUUAGUGGGACUAUCAUUUGUUUUUCAACAGGACAAUGACCCAACACACCUCCAGGCUGUGUAAGGGAUAUCUGACCAAGAAGGAGAGUGAUAGAGUGCUACUUCAGAUUACCUGGCCUCCACAAUCCCCCAACGUCAACCCAAUUGAGAUGGUUUGGGAUGAGUCGGAAGGUAGUGUGAAGGAAAAGCAGCCAACACGUGCUCAGCAUAUGUAGGAACUCCUUCAAGACUGUUGGAAAAGCAUCCCAGGUGAAACUGGUUGAGAGAAUGCCAAGAGUGUGCAGAGCUGUCAUCAAGGCAAAGGGUGGCUAUUUGAAGAAUCUGAAAUAUAAAAUAUAUUUUCAUUUGUUUAACACUUCUAUGGUUACUACAUGAUUCCAUAUGUGUUAUUUCAUAGUUUUGAUGUCUUCACUAUUAUUCUACAAUGUAAAAAACUGGUACUGUAAGUCCUCAGACCCUUUACUCAAUACUUUGAUGAAGCACCUUUGGCAGCGAUUACAGCAUCAAGUCUUCUUUGGUAUACAAGCUUGGCAAACCUGUAUUUGUGGAGUUUCUCCCAUUGUUCUGUGCAGAUCGUCUCAAGCUCUGUCAGGUUGAAUGGGGAGCGUCACUGCAUAGGUAUUUUCAGGUCUCUCCAGAGAUGUUCGAUCGGGUCCAAGUCCGUGCUCUAGCUGGGCCACUCAAGGACAUUCAGAGACUUGUCCCAAAGCCACUCCUGCAUUGUCUUGGCUUUGUGCUUAGGGUCCUUGUCCUGUUGGAAGGUGAACCUUCAACCCAGUCUGAGGCCAUGCUUCACCGUAGGGAUGGUGCCAGGUUUCCUCCAGACGUGACAAUUGAUUUUCAGGCCAAACAGUUCAAUCUUGGUUUCAUCAGUCCAGAGAAUCUUGUUUCUCAUGGUCUGAGAGUCAUUUAGGUGCCUUUAGGCAAAUUCCAAGUGGGCUGUCAUGUGCCUUUUACUGAGGAGUGGCUUCCGUCUGGCCACUCUACCAUAAAGGCCUGAUUGGUGGAGUGCUGCAGAGAUAGUUGUCCUUCUGGAAGGUUCUCCCAUCUCCACAGAGGAACUCUGGAGCUCUGUCAGAGUGACCAUCGGGUUCUUGGUCACCUACCUGACCAAGGCCUUUCUCCCCCAAUUGCUCAGUUUGGCCGUGCGGCCAGCUCUAGGAAGAGUCUUGGUGGUUCCAAACUUCUUACAUUUAAGAAUGAUGAGGCCACUGUGUUCUUGGGGACCUUCAAUGCUGCAGAAAUGUUUGGUACCCUUCCCCAGAUCAGUGCCUCGACACAAUCCUGUAUCGGAGCACUACGGACAAUUCCUUUGACACCAUGGCUUGGUUUUUGCUCUGACAUGCACUGUCAUCUAAGGGACCUUAUAUAGACAGGCAUGUGCCUUUCCAAAUCGUGUCCAACCAAUUGAAUUUACCACAGCUGGACUCCAAUCAAGUUGUAGAAACAUCUCAAGAAUGAUCAAUGGAAACAGGAUGCACUUGAGUUUAAUUUCGAGUCUCAUAGCAAUGAGUCUGAAUACUUAUGUAAAUAUGGUAGUUUUUUCUGUUUUCGCUUUGUCAUUAUGGGGUAUUGUGUGUAGAUUGAUGAGGAAAACAUUUAAUGUAAUACAUUUUAGAAUUAGGCUGUAACGUAACAAAAUGUGGAAAAAGUCAAGGGAUCUGAAUAUUGUACUUCCAUUCAUUUUUUUAUAUUGUACCAGGGACCUUCAGACAAGUCUUUUGAAGCUUCUGGAGAACACCAUCGUGUUUGUGGGAGUCUCAGCUUUCCACAGAGGGUCAUAUUAGUGUAUAGGCCAAACCGUUCGAACGCUACAGACGUUUUCGUGAGAUGACCAAUUUUCGAGAUGUCUCAUUGUCUGACAAACAACGCUCUAGCUCUGCCACCUUUCACCGCUGAUGUUGGAGGGCAAUAUCGGCGGAUGAGGUGGAUUGAGAAUCCCCAUGCAAAAAUCCCCAUGCAAAAAACAACAGAUAUCUCUAGUUUAAACAGACAGAUUUUGAUGGGGAUUUUUUAAUUAUUUUAAUUUAAUAAUUGUUUUAAUGAAAAUGAACAAACCAGCUAUUACUUCCCUUGCAAAUAUAUUUUAUCACGUUCAUCACACUAAGGGACAGAAUUGUUACCUGGAGGAAAAUGGGGGAGGGUCAUGCUUUUUCAAUUUCAGUCAAGGGGAGGAUUUGAUAUUUUUUCAAUCUAGUCCAGGGGAGGGUCAUGUAAUUUGUAAUUGAUGAAAUUUCAAUAUUUCUCAGUGUUUUAGAACUAGUUGGUUAUUAGGCUAUAUAUCAAUGUGUGCCCGAUGCCGCCCCUCAUCUUAGAUUCUCCGCUGGGCACGCAAUAUCAAUUUCGCCUAUAGGCUAUUUAUUGUGGUCUCAAUCAAAUGAUCCAUAGCCUAUAGGCUAUGAAGUGCAUGCUCCGAUAAGCACAGAGGAAGUUUAUAUUUCUAAGAUAGCUGCUGGGAUGGUGUAAAUAAAACUAGGCUGCAUUUCACACUGCAAUGGAUAUUCCAACCCUGAGCCCUGGCCUGCUCUGCUCUUACUGAUCAAAAACUUUGUUGUGUGCUGCUUAACCAAUGGCUGUGCUGUGUAGGCCUACGGUGGCAGUUCAGGAGGAGAGUCAAAGGUUUCUUCCGAAAGUACUUUUUGAUUAGGCCUAAUCCAGAAAUGCACCAUCUUGCGUGCGGACUAGCCUAUAUAUAUUCUGUUCAGUUUGAGACGGAUAGCGCGAAGAUAAAGAGGACCGAAGGUCAACUUUGAUAGCUUGCUACUACUAUAAUAUAUUUUAUUAAAUACAAUAUGUUUCUUGCCGAGGAUGUAUUUAUCAGAAUUAUUGACCUCACAAUAAGCCAGAUUCUAGUAAUUUACGUUGUGGUGCUGAAACUUGAAGCAGCAGCUGCGGCACAAUCAAUCAGAAAUUGACAGCUGGUGCUGAAAGUAGGCAAAUUCGAGUAGGCAUAAUUCAUUUCAACAGUCUUCAUUUGAAUUAGACUAACAACAAGAAGGCUUUGUGUUGGAUAAUAUUUAUUUAUAUUUAAGAAAGAACAGGUAGGCCUACCAUAAAGGCCGACCUGUUUUUGUCAGUCAAUUCCUCUGCCCACCAUGCACUCUUUAAAUAGCCUACCUCCAUGUCAGUGAAGGGCUGUUAAGUUAAAACCAAGACUCGAAUUGAGGGGGUAUGCCAUAGGCCACCUUAUCAAAAGAAAAUGGCAAAAAGCACAGUCCUACCCCUCGUUGCGUUAAGCCUUGGAAAAAGAGUAGCCAGCAGUUAAAGCUUACAUUUUUCUGCGCCGGUAGGCCUACUCUGUCUGGGGUGGAAAAAUAGGCCUAACUUUUGAAAGUACCAUGCUCGGAUUCCUAAUGACGUCCCGGAUUUAAUUAUUUGCAAACAGGGGCAGUUUUGUUGUAAACAAGACACUCUGAUUUGGCAUUGGAGAAAUAUGAUAAGAUGAACACAUAGGCCUAUCUCUAUGUCCAUUCUUAGCCUGUAAUUUUGGUAAUUUGUGUGGUAUUAAAAAAAAGAUUCAGCUAAUAUGUAAAAUGAAACAGAAUUGCAUGACAUUUUUAUAAAAGGCUAUUUUUUCUCAGACCUGCAAAUAACAUGAUAGAUUCAUGCAAUGCUUUUACUAUAAAGGAGAUCUUUCCAGCCCUACUAUUGUCCACGGUGGUCUGCGAACACACAACCUUCUGGCCUGUAGCCCUGUGCACUAUCAAAAUUCCUGCGUUGCCAUAAAAUGCUUACAGGACGAAGAACAGUUUCUAAAACUGCAUAUCUAAGGCGCUGGUCUGUCCAGGAAGUGAAGGUAAACGGUAGCCAUGUUCUCUGCUAUCCACUUUUUAUUAUUAUUUUGGGUAUAGGGGAGGGUCACUUGUUUUUUUUCAAGCAUUUAGGGAGGGCCAUCCAUUUUCAUUUCAGUGAGGUACGAUUUUCUCCAUGUAACCCUUAUUAUAAAUAAUGUUCACUCCCUAACCAGUGAUCUAAAGUUAAAAUUAUGUUUCAUUAUUUUCAAAGAGAUCGCUAAUAGCAAGUGAGCUGCAACAAAAAACAGUGCCACUCACCAGAUGAUGAUCAUUUGUAAACGAAGUUUGAAUUAAGUGUGAAAGUUAAUCUUGAAAAGGGUGAUGCUAACAAAUUAGUAACAACAUCCACCUUGAAGAUGAUAACAGCUGCUGCAGCCACUGUCAUCAUUGUCACUCUACUACUACACAAGCUAGCUAACAUUACUACCGUUAGCAUGGGAAAACUACUGCUUGCGCCACGAGAAGGCCUAGAUACGUCCCUUUGCAAGUCAAAGGUCCCACCCAUUGCAAGUCAAAAUGUGAUUGGUUCACUCCACUGUCACUCCAAAAUUCUGCUCUAAUACAGUUUAAUCAAAGACAGUACAGUAUGAAGCUAAAACUGCUUCUACAAUAGAAUCCCCUAUCACACUUAGACAAUGUCAUGGCAAUGUUGGCUAGCAAAGAUCAUGCGUACUAGAAACACUUAAUCGGGUCUACUAACGGUCGUCUCUCGCCAAACUGCCAUGUGCAAGCCGUCAAAUCAAAAGGCACUCCUUCGAUAUGUGUCAGUUUGUCACUUUCAUGGGGUUGGAGUAAUAACAUGUUUAACUACUUAAGACUGGCUCAAAUCUAGGUUGUGCUUUUAGAUUGAGAAAAUGUAUAACUAAGGCAUAAUUUUUCACUUCUCGAAGCCCAAACCCCGGCCUUUGGUUGGUUUCGCUCGCGAUGUUGCACCUCUGGGUUUAGGAACUCUGUUGUUGAAUGGCAGAGGCCUUCUGUCCAGCUUCUGAAGACCAAGCCAAUGGCUGGCUGAGCUAGCUAGAUUGUUCUACCCAGAGACCACCAAAGAAAAUCCUGAUUAGAUAUUCUUUUAUUUUCAGCAUUAACCCUUCUCUUUCCAACACAAACUGAAUAGAUAAAAUCAGAAGAUCAUUAAAAGUAUUGUAAAGAUUAUUAACAUUUUGUUUUAAAUUGUAUAAAUGUAUAAAUUUUUUGGUCUUCUCUGAAGGCCUAGAAGGCCCUCACGGUUCCCCACUGCACUUUGUACUAUCAAAUAAACUGCCCUUGAGCUUUGAAUUAAGAUUCCCUCUCUAAACAAUGGCUCAUGUUCUUCCUCAUUGUCCCUCAGAUAUCCUGUCAGAGAGGACAGAUGUGGACGAUGCUCCUCCAGAAAGGCCCAGUGAAGGCUCAGAGAAGGAAUUCCGGAAUGGGAAAACUGGUCAUUCCGAUUCAAGCAUCUCCUACCAGACAGCCUUUAUCAUUGCAGCCGUGUGUGGUGGACUACUCCUGAUCAAAACCCUAUUCUGUCUCAGUGAGAAGAAGGUAAGAUAGAUCACACACUGAACAAGCAAUGGCGGUGCUCAACUAAGCUAUACCCCCCUGUACCAACAAGCUGUGAGACAACUAUACUGAACAGAAAUAAACGCAACAUGCAACAAUUUCAAAGAUUUUACUGAGUUACAGUUCAUAUAGGGAAAUCAGUCAAUUGAAAUCAAUUCAUUAGGCCCUAAUAUAUGGAUUUCACAUGACUGGGAAUACAGAUAUGAAUUUGUUGGUCACAGAUACCUUCAAGAAAAAGUAGGGGUGUGGAUCAAAAAAACAGUCAGUAUCUGUUGUGACCACCAUUUGUCUUAUGCAGUGCAGUGGGGCCGUGCAUUAUCAUGCUGAAACAUGAGGUGAUGACGGCGGAUGAAUGGCAAGACAAUGAGCCUCAGGAUCUCGUCACGGUAUCUCUGUGUAUUCAAAUUGUCAUCGAUAAAAUGCACUUGUGUUCAUUGUCCGUAGUUUAUGCCUACCCAUACCAUAACCCCACCAUGGGGCACUAUGUUCACAACGUUGAUAUCAGCAAACCGCUCGCCCACACUACACCAUACACAUGGUCUGCGGUUGUGAGGCUGGUUGGGCGUACUGACAAAUUCUCUAAAACGACGUUGGAGGCAGCUUAUGGUAGAGAAAUUAACAUUAAAUUAUCUGGCAACAGCUCUGGUGGACAUUCCUGCAGUCAGCAUGCCAAUUGCACACUCCCUCAAAACUUGAGUCAUCUGUGGCAUUGUGUUGUGUGACAAAACUGCACAAUUUAGAGUGGCCUUUUAUUGUCCCCAGCACAAGGUGCACCUGUGUAAUGAUCAUGCCGUUUAUAUCAGCUUCUUGAAAUGCCACACCUAUCAGGUGGAUGGAUUAUCUUGGCAAAGGAGAAAAUGCUCAAUAACAGGGAUAUAAACAAAUUUGAGAGAAAUAAGCUUUUUGUGCGUAUGAAACAUGGGACCAACACUUUACAUGUUGCGUGUAUAUUUUUGUUCAGUGGUAGUUUACAUCUACCUCUAACAGUAGGGAGAAACCAUGCUAACCCUUCCCUCUCUAAUUCCUACAUGAAAAUCUAAUAACUAUUUUUUUUUCAGAGACUCCGAGCCCUUCUCCACAGUACCAGCAUAAUUGAAACCCAGAGGUACAUUUAUUUAAUUAUAUCCUUAAAUGUCAUGGUGGUAAAAACAGAAAACUUAAAAGACAAUGGAGUCCUUUGAAGACUAUUUACACUAAUCAGUGCGGCACUAUUGCUAGGCAACAAUAACCACAACACAAAUAUUCGGACAUGGUAUUGGUGCGGUCAAUAGCUACAGAAAUCGUCAGGUGAUGAACUCAUUGUUUUGGCUCAAGAUCAUUUACAACUUAUAAAUCAACUCCAACUCAGUCAUAUUGAUUUUUCCUCAAAAGUUAUCUGGAAACCUACAAUAUAGGCUAUAUAAAUGUUAGACAGCAGCAACAUUUAUUUGUAUGUUCAGUGUUGUCCUAGUGAUCAUGGUGUCCUUCCCCAUGUUCAGAUCAAUUAAUGUAUUGUUCCAGAUAAUUGAUUAGGAUAAAACUGCAGCAAUUGUCUGUUUAAAAAACAAACUUAGGUAGCCUAUAUUUACAUAAUGAUCACGAUACCUCACCCUUACAAUGCCAUUGACUAGUCUGCACUGAAACCUAACCCGUGUAAUAUGUUUCACAGGGCAUGCAGCAGCAUUGAGGAUGUUGAGCUACAGUAUUAUAAAGCCAAGGAGUGAGAGAGCUGGUAAGAGCCACUACCCUUCCUUCCCACUUCUUCAGUGAGAGUGAAAUGCAAAAUGAUUUAUGGAUGUCAUUAGAGAACAUCUGAAGAGUUUCAUUCCAAAACGCUAUAUAUCAAUUUUCAUAAAUAUUGGUAAACUAGGUUUUAUUGAUUGAUGGUUUCAUUUCAGAGAGACAAAUAAUCUGUUUUUUGCUAAAUGCUAUCCACCUCACUCUCAGAGAAAUCAGUAGUACUGCUAGGUUUUACACAGUCAAAUGUAACAAAUAACUACAUGUUGUACAAAUGAUACAUUGUACAAAUUAUACAUUUGUGACAUCAAUAUUUAAAAAGGCUGUAAAAAGAUUCAAUACAGUAUGAGAUCUGCAUGUAAAACAUUUACAUUUGACAUUUUGAGAGCUUGGGACUAUAAGGUUUUAUCUGGAAAAAGAUUAUUCUGAGACAAUUUAUCUUGUAUUGUUUUGAACUUAACAACAUGAAUUGGGGUAUUUAGAGUACUAUAUAAGACAGAGAACAUUGAACAGAACAAGGCAAUGUCAAUAACUUAAUUUGGACAAAAAUGCAGAUAGAACCUCUCGAUUUGAGUCAUUUAGCAGAUGCUCUUAUCCAGAGCGAUAGAUAGGUGAGCCUAUCACUAUCACAGUCAAAUAUACAGAUAUACGAACAUUCCAUUUCAGCUAAACAAUGGAUAUAUAGUGUUUAAAAUAUAUCAUACACAUCUAAAAUCUAUUAAUUAAAACGUUUUUGAGAACAGUUAUAUUUUACACACACAAAGCAAUAAUUUCAGAUUUACAAAACACAAAUGUGAAAGAUUUGUGGAAAUAUAAUCUUCAACUCUUAUUCCUCUACAAGCCCUUAAAAUGGCCAGGGUCUGGUUUUGUUUUGAGCCUUUCAUUUCAAAUGGUAUUUAUUUGUCUCAAUUACUGAAGAAGGGUAUCUGGGAUUGAAGCCCCAUAUUUGGGAUUGAAUGGACCGCUAUUGAGAUCUGAGGGUAACAGCGUAAUAAUAUGACUAGGAUCCUGUGUUUUGGAUAAUCAUGUCACAUGACCUGGAUUCUAACCUUUUUUAAAGCUUUUUCAUCCAACUGUCCCCUUUUCUUUAUGUCAAUUGGUCCAGCAUCAUCCUCAGACAAUUCACUUCAUUUUUUGUGUAAUUCUCUUUCCUACAAAAUGCUUAAAAUAAAAGGUUACAAUCUAGGUAAUGUCACAUGAUAGCCCAUAACCAGAGGUGUAAAGGAACUAAUUACAACUACUCUCGUUGCUGUAAUUGAGUAGCUUUUCUGAGUACUUGUACUUUUGAGUAUUUUUCAAAGUCAGUAAUUUUACUUCUACUUGAGUAAAAUGUCAUUAAAGUACUUUACAUUUUUCAAUUUAUUGCAUGGAAAAGCUAAUGUGUUGCAACAUUCAGUUAACCUUAAUGUUUUUGUUUAAACUCAUUUACUUUUACUCUGAGUAACAUCUCUCUCUCUCUCUCUCUGUCUCUCUCUCUAUCUGCAGGAUUGGUUUUACCUGCCAGUAAGAGACCAACAACCACGUAAUUCGUUAAACAUGUGGAAGACAUGGAAAUUUGGCAACUAUUUUCCUCAUGUUAAAGUUUAUCGUUUUUUUAUAUAAAUAUCAACAAAUGUCUAAAGGUACCUAUUUUUAUACAAAUUAAGUUUAUAUUGCUUGAAAGAUUUAACAGAGAAUCUAAUGCUCUCAAAGUUAUACAAUAUCUGCCUGCUUCCCUUUCUACUGUCAAAAAGGUUUGAGUGAAUUGAUCUGUUAGACACAGCGGUAACUUGACUCUCAAAGACUGUUUGGACGGUGUCAUGCACACCACACACAACUUUGAUCUUCCAUGACAUAGAAUGGACCAAACAAUCCACCAAGGAUUCUCCGUCACGGCAGGGGUUAACGACUUCACCCUAGCCUGUUUCUUUCACUGACACUCCCCUAUCAUCUUCCAACGUG